CCGGGGGGAGGGCCGGGCGCGCCUGUUUGAGCUGCGCGAAAGAGAAUUCUGUCUCGUGGAGGGCGGCGCGGUGAAAGAAGGUUUUGCUGAAGAAAGGAACAUAUUUUGACUGGGACGGCGAGGCCGCCGGGAUGUUCGUGGCGCGAAGCAUCGCAGCUGAUCACCGCGACCUCAUCCACGAUGUUUCUUUUGACUUCCACGGACGGCGCAUGGCGACUUGCUCUAGUGACCAGAGUGUUAAGGUUUGGGACAAAGGUGAAAAUGGAGAAUGGCAUUGUACUGCCAGUUGGAAGACACACAGUGGAUCUGUGUGGCGUGUGACAUGGGCACAUCCGGAAUUUGGACAGGUCUUGGCUUCUUGCUCUUUUGACAGAACAGCUGCUGUUUGGGAAGAAAUAGUAGGAGAAUCAAAUGAUAAACUUCGGGGACAAAGCCACUGGGUAAAGAGGACUACUUUGGUUGAUAGUAGGACAUCAGUUACAGAUGUCAAAUUUGCUCCCAAACAUAUGGGUCUCAUGUUAGCAACAUGUUCAGCAGAUGGAGUUGUUAGAAUAUAUGAAGCUCCGGAUGUUAUGAAUCUUAGUCAGUGGUCACUUCAGCAUGAAAUUUCAUGUAAAUUAAGCUGCAGUUGUAUUUCUUGGAAUCCUUCAAGUUCACGUGCCCAUGCUCCUAUGAUAGCUGUAGGAAGUGAUGAUGGUAGUCCUAAUAUACUAGCUAAAGUACAGAUAUAUGAAUACAACGAAAAUACCAGGAAGUAUGCAAAAGCGGAAACUCUUAUGACAGUCACAGAUCCCGUGCAUGACAUUGCAUUUGCUCCAAACCUUGGAAGGUCAUUCCAUAUAUUGGCAGUAGCUACUAAAGAUGUACGAAUAUUCACAUUAAAACCCCUAAGAAAAGAACUGAGUACUUCAUCUGGAUUGACAAAAUUUGAAGUUCAGUUAGUGGCCCAGUUUGAUCAUCACAAUUCCCAAGUCUGGCGAGUGAGCUGGAAUAUAACUGGCACAGUACUUGCAUCUUCAGGUGAUGAUGGAUGUGUAAGGCUUUGGAAGGCUAAUUAUAUGGAUAAUUGGAAGUGCACUGGAAUACUGAAAGGCAAUGGAAGUCCAGUCAAUGCUAGUUCCGCACAGCAGGGAGUUUUUAAUGCUCCUGUUGGCACAGCAACUUCAACUUUCCAGAAUUCAGCCAAUGGAGCAUCCGUUGGCAGAAAGCACAGCUGAUACCAAGCUAACUGGAGUAACUUUGCUGUUUUACUGCUUGUUGCAUGCACACAGGAAUGGAAAGCGAUAUUUUCCCCCUCCCCAUCGGCGUCUGACCUCUUCCAAAGACACCAGCAAUCUGUCUACUACUAAAUGCAAAUCAAAACAUUCUUUUAAAAAAUGUUACAUAUGUACUCUACUAGCCAGCACAGUAUGAUCUUGUUGGAAUCUGUAACAAAAAAGUAACAGGAUUCUUUUAUGGAUUCCAUUCCUUCCCCUCAAAAAGACAUGUUGCGAGAGAAAGACGGAAUUCACUAAUGUAAAGAGGAUUAUUGUCCUUGCAUUCUAAGCUUGUUAGGAGAUAAAUCCUUAAUGUAAAACAAUUGGAGUAACUGUUUUUCAUUAAAAUUGUUUUGAAUAUUUUAACUUUGUUUGGCUUUUGAAGUGUUCACAUAGACUCUUAACAAUUAGUUUGCUAAUGGAUUGUAAUAAACAAUUAGUCAUAAACAAUGUGGGCACAUUGUAAUUUGGCAACUGUGGAGUUGAUAUCAGAUUAUUUUGGUAUUAUUUCUGAACUACAUCAAAUGAAAAUCAUAAAACUUAUUAGUAACUAGUAACUAUUAGUAACAUAUUUUUGUUGUCUUGAUAAGAAUGAUCUGAACAUACCUGAUAAUUGCAUGUUAUAGUGGCAUGAAUCAUGCAAUAAUUAGUAGGAUUUCAUCUUCUUGGUAUUGUGAUGAAAAUCUAGUCCAAAUGAAUGUUUGUUCUAUGGUAUUAUUAAUUUGGUAUAGGAAUUAUCAUCUUGUGACCCCAACCAGUUCCUGCAUUACCAAGUAUUUACACCCUGCUCUGUGCAGUGCAGUUGUUGCCUUGAAAUAAACCAAAGUGGUGUCCUAGUGCAAACAUUCAAUUAAUAGCUUGUUUUAUAUAGUGGCAUGUCAGUGUGGCUUUAAAUAUGUCUUGUCUCAAAAUUUACUAACUUUUCUGUUCUGUAAAUUUAUGUACAUUUCCAAAGAUUAUAAAGAUUACAAAGUUUUCUUCAAUUACGGGUAAGUCAUAAGAAGAGAUAUGGAAUGAUCUUUUAAGCCAUUAAUUCAGAAAUCUUUGGUUAUCUGGUGUUUUUUCCAGAGGGAUGUAUAUAAGCACACAGACUGUUAUUGCAUUGGAAAAAGAAUAACUCUGUAUAUUGUGAAAAUCUUAACAUUGUAAAACUGUGUUUAUCUUUAUCUUUAAAUUUGAUGUAUUCAUCUGAGUAGAGUUGAUCUAAAUGGGAUGCAAAUGAGUAGACCAAUCUGGAUAAAUAAUUUGUGUCUGUUUUUCUGUAAUUGCAUUAAAACAGCAUGAUUUGUAGGGAUAAAUGAGAAGGCACGCGAUAGUUCAGAAUCAGUUAACUUACAUGUAGUAUAUUCAUUUUACCAUGAAUGUAAGGCACACUUUCUAUUGUCUCCUAUGAUAAUUUUCUUUCAGAAUAGUUUCUAGACUUUAAAAACUUGAGCUGAGAACUUGAUUUUGUUCCUUUCAUUUUGUCCCAGCAUGUGUCUCUCCUCUCUGAUUCUUGUAUUUACCAUUAUUCUUUCUGUUUUUCCCUUCUGUGUGGUGUUCCUGUCUGAAUUGUUUUCAGGUAUUUUUUCCCCCCUCUGGAUUCCCCAUGGGCUGGAUCAAGAUGGUCCAGUUAUGCCCAGCUCUUACCACCACCACCACCACCUCCUCCUCCUCUUCCU
This is a messenger RNA of Protobothrops mucrosquamatus (brown spotted pit viper), 2917 nucleotides long. RefSeq names its product SEH1 like nucleoporin (gene SEH1L). The transcript has 9 exons. Gene Ontology annotation, biological process: positive regulation of TORC1 signaling; cellular response to amino acid starvation. The coding region runs from base 132 to 1217 and encodes 361 amino acids. The record is from RefSeq and is a predicted model, not a curated record. Lineage: Eukaryota; Metazoa; Chordata; Lepidosauria; Squamata; Viperidae. Gene Ontology annotation, molecular function: structural molecule activity; protein binding. Gene Ontology annotation, cellular component: Seh1-associated complex; nuclear pore outer ring.